Messenger RNA from Penicillium mononematosum, 423 nucleotides. RefSeq lists its product as uncharacterized. The transcript is spliced from 4 exons. Lineage: Eukaryota; Fungi; Ascomycota; Eurotiomycetes; Eurotiales; Aspergillaceae. Bases 1 to 423 code for a protein of 140 amino acids. The record is from RefSeq and is a predicted model, not a curated record.
AUGUCCGCUCCUCAAACUCCCAGCGCUGGGAACAAUGACUACCCUGACCCUGCCCCCAACACCGGCCCCAACACUGGCACUAGCACUUCCACUGGCACUAGUACCGGUACUGACUCGACAUCCCAGGGCAGCUACGGAAGCUACUGGAGGGGAUAUAGCAUCAACCCGCCCCGACGUUGGUCACGAACCAAAAAACGGAUUUGUGACUGCCCAAACCACGUCCAGGAGGAUUGGCCUUUCGACUUUGCCGAGCUGAUAAUCGCUCCCUGCGCAUACAAGUGUCCCUUCUGCAAUGAUUUUAACAAGGCGCUAAAGACAAAACAUAUGGCUUCGAACCUCCGUCGCCACAUCACGAAGACGCACAUUGAGGGAAACCCUGACGUCUACAGUACUCUUGUUGUCGCCCCUGGGGGGAUGAAGUAA